GUUAAUUAAGCAACAAAAAAAGGAGAUCAUAAAAGCAGAAUAAAGUCACCACCUUCCUUGACAAAAGAGGCUUUUCCCAAGCAUCAUCCAAAAUUCCACAUUAUAUAUUACAUUUGCUAUGCCCAAUGUCUUGUCCCUACAUUGCCUUCUUUUGCUCUUUUAUCUUUUAAUUGAGUUUUUCUUUGCCUACCUCCCCUCCUCUUCAUUUCCUUUUUGAGGCUUCUUCUUCUUCUUCAUCUUAUCUUCUACACUCUCAACAAUGGGGAAACUUAUGGCGAUUUUCGCGUGUCUUGUCAUUGUUGCAUUGGACGUCAUUGCUGGAAUUCUCGGCAUCAAAGCCGAAGCAGCCCAAAACCAGGAGAAGCACAUGAGGUUGUGGAUAUUCGAAUGCAAGGAGCCAAGCCACGACGCAUUUGUUCUAGCGCUAGCAGCCGCAACCCUUCUAGGAAUAGCUCAUGUUCUUGCAAAUUUGCUCGGAGGAUGCGCCGCAUGUACUCAAGAACAGUUCGAGAAAGCUCCCCCGAGCAAACAGCUUUCAGUGGCUUGCCUUAUUUUCACUUGGAUCAUCCUGGCUGUCGGGCUAUCGAUGCUGGUGAUCGGAAUCAUCUCCAACCAUAAAUCAAGGGCUUCUUGUGGAUUCACACACCACCAUUUCUUGUCCAUUGGAGGGAUUCUUUGUAUGGUUCAUGCCCUCUUUUCUGUUGCAUAUUUUGUCACUGCCACUUCUGUACAAACUUAGCUUAGUUCUUACCUGCAAUUUGCAAGCUUUUUCCUUCAUCUUUUUUAAUCAUGUUUUAGCUGCCCUUUUGGACCCUCCUUUAUUAGCACUCUUGACUACCUGAAUUUUGUUGCUCGAUGCACUUUUUGACAAAGGGUUUUCUAGUUUCUAUCUGCAUUGGUUUUCAAUUGAUUUGGUGUAUUUUAAUAUUGAAAAAUUUGAGUGGCUGUCACCUCUAUCAGUGUUGAAUUAGUGCCUGAUAAUGUGUCAUUAAGUUGUUGAUUGACUUCACUUUUCUUGUUAUGCACAAUUAUCUUGAUUAGUUUA
Molecule: messenger RNA, 1045 nt
Organism: Andrographis paniculata
Lineage: Eukaryota; Viridiplantae; Streptophyta; Magnoliopsida; Lamiales; Acanthaceae
Product: protein VASCULATURE COMPLEXITY AND CONNECTIVITY-like
Exons: 3
Coding region: 260-739 (159 amino acids)
Source: RefSeq, a predicted model, not a curated record